UGGGCAAGGGCUUGUGGGUUGUGUCGGGAGACAGGGGGUUGGCCAAGAUGACCUCUGGCUGCCCCUAUCUCCAUCUCUACUGUUCAGGAAGAAAAGAACCACAGUGUCAGCUUCUAGCUAUUGUGCCUGGACAGGUGGCUCAGCACUUUCUAUUCUGCCGUGGGGUUGGGGGUCAGGAGUGGGUGGGAGCUGGGCCAGGGCUGGAAGGCCUGAGAGCUUCUUGUUUCCUGUGGCGACUAACAGGACUAGACAGUAACCUGCCAGCUGACUCAGCUCAGCUGUUCCAGCCGGGCCUGGGGGCUACAGAGGGAGGGCUAUAAAGGCCCUUUCCAAAUGUCACCUUCUCGCGGUCGAGCACCCAACUUGUCAACAGCCCCAGAGUAGCCCGAGCCCACCCUGUGAGUACUAAGCAUCCGGGGGCUGAAGGGCAUAGGACGGGAAGACGAGAAUCUGAAGAGAAAUCCGGGGCUGGGAAGGGCAUUGAAAAGAAGGAGAGAGCCUGUCCGUCCUUCUCCUCCACCAUACCCCGCUCCCCCAGCCUCAAUUCCCUUUGGUCGAUGGAACAACCCCAAAGACCUCAUUUUCAGCUGUCUCCUUCCUGACCCGUUGGGGGCUACAUCCCGAGAAGAAGCCGCAGCUCGGGGGAAUUCCUAGUCUAGGAAGUCACAGGGAUAGUUCAGAGUGAAGGUGGCAGAUGUACAAGAGAACCUCUUGAAGCCCGCGAUCCAGCCUGCCUCUGAUCCCGGGCUGGACAUCGGCGAGCUCCAGGAAAUCAGGCGCCUAGACGCUGAUCCCUAAGCCAGUAGUUUGUCCAUCUCGUUGCAGGUAACAUGAGCGGCACCCUGUCCCAGGGCUCAAGCCCAGCCCGCCUCACUCUGUGGGAGGAAGAGAAUUUCCAGGGCCGUCGCUGUGAGCUGAUGAGCGACUGUAGCAGCAUCCGAGAGCUUAGCGGCUUUCGCAGGGUGCGCUCUGUCAAGGUGGAAAGCGGCGCAUGGGUGGGCUUCGAGUACCCGGAUUUCCAGGGCCAGCAGUUCAUCCUAGAGAAGGGCGACUAUCCUCGGUCUACCGCGUGGAGUGGCAGCAGCGGUUACCGAACCGACCAGCUUCUGUCCUUCCGGCCUCUGCUCUGCGCUAAUCACAGUGACAGCCGAGUGACCCUUUAUGAAGGUGAAAACUUCCAGGGCUGCAAGUUUGAGUUGAGCGACGACUAUCCAUCCCUGCCUGCCAUGGGCUGGGCCAGCAAGGAUGUGGGCUCCCUCAAAGUCACCUCAGGAGCGUGGGUAGGCUACCAAUAUCCCGGCUUCCGGGGCUACCAGUAUGUAUUGGAACAGGACCGGCAUAGUGGAGAGUUUCGAAAAUACAGCGAGUUUGGUACCCAGGCCCAUACCAACCAGUUGCAAUCCAUUCGAAGAGUCCAGCACUAGAUUUGGCUGUAUUUGACCCCAUUAUAGGGUCUCCAUGAGCAUCUGAUACAUCUGGACCCAGAACCACCA
Phascolarctos cinereus (koala) is the source of this 1493-nucleotide messenger RNA. It is a transcript of the gene CRYBA2, whose product is annotated as crystallin beta A2. Lineage: Eukaryota; Metazoa; Chordata; Mammalia; Diprotodontia; Phascolarctidae. Gene Ontology annotation, molecular function: structural constituent of eye lens. Gene Ontology annotation, biological process: lens development in camera-type eye; visual perception. The record is from RefSeq and is a predicted model, not a curated record.